CGCAGCUAUGGCGGAGGCGGCUUUCCUUCGUCGUAGUAGAAAACUGUUGGGUAAUGAUGAAAUCAAUGCUCCGCCGCCGCCUCCACCUUUACUACCGAUACCACCGAUACCACAGAUACCACCGGUUGUUAUUCAUAAUAGUUUUUCGACACUUCCUCCGCCGCCAAGGCCAGACUCCGAGCGAUCUCUCAUCCUCACCAUCGCCCUCCCGAUAUUCUUCGCCAGCACUGUGCUCUCCUGUUGCCUCAGGCUGAUGUCGCUGAGGGCGAGGAGGAGGAGGACGACGAGAGCGGCCGCCGCCGCCGCGCAACCGCCGCCGCAAGAAGGCGGCGAAAUCUACAGCGGGCUCAUGGUGGACCACCCGAUCUGGUACAUACGCACCGCCGGGCUCCACUCCUCCGUCAUAGACGCCAUCGGCGUCUGCAAGUACGACAAAGAAGCGGAGGCGGUGGUGGGGAAACGAGCGGAAUGCGCGGUCUGCUUGAAUCUCUUCCAAGAAGAUGAUACCCUGAGGAUUAUGCCCAAAUGUAACCAUGCUUUUCACGUUUCCUGCAUCGACACCUGGCUGAAAUCCCACAAGAAUUGUCCCGUCUGCCGCGCCGUUAUCGAGCUCGUCGACGUCAAAUACCCCGCCGGCGCCUCGCCGCCGCGCCUGCCGGGAACUCCAGACAACAAUCGCGGGGAACAGGGACCGGAGACAGAGAAUCUUGAACCGAGGAACAACGUUGCUAAGGAUGAGACCGACGGCGAGUGACAGGAACAAGUGCGCUAGCUUAGUAGCUUAUGAUUUGUAUUUCUUUUUUAUUUACUUCUAUUGAAAAGGGUAAAUAAAUUUGGGGUUGGAUUGGAUUAAGUGUUAGGAGAAUAUAUGUAUUUUAGCUCCUUAUUUGGAGGGUGAA
Messenger RNA from Ipomoea nil (Japanese morning glory), 899 nucleotides. Its product is annotated as RING-H2 finger protein ATL54-like. The transcript has a single exon. The record is from RefSeq and is a predicted model, not a curated record. Gene Ontology annotation, biological process: protein ubiquitination. The coding region runs from base 8 to 754 and encodes 248 amino acids. Lineage: Eukaryota; Viridiplantae; Streptophyta; Magnoliopsida; Solanales; Convolvulaceae.